Messenger RNA from Pararge aegeria (speckled wood butterfly), 883 nucleotides. RefSeq lists its product as uncharacterized. The annotation marks the transcript as partial. Gene Ontology annotation, molecular function: zinc ion binding; nucleic acid binding. The record is from RefSeq and is a predicted model, not a curated record. Lineage: Eukaryota; Metazoa; Arthropoda; Insecta; Lepidoptera; Nymphalidae. The transcript has a single exon.
UUAAGUACAUUACAUUUUGGCGCAGUCGGUUAUUUUAAUUAAAAUCAUGCCUUUUGGUAAAAUCGAGCCUUUUGACGUUAGUUCCCACAACUGGGAUGCAUAUUGUCGUCGGGUGAAGCAAUUUAUUGCGUUAAAUAACAUCAGUGAAGAUUUACACGUGGCCACGUUGGUAACACAUGUCGGCAUUGCAUGUUACGAAUUGAUGUGCGACUUGUGUUCCCCGGAUUUACCGGAAGACAAGAAGUUUGAACAAUUAGUGAAGAUUGUCAAAGACCACUUGGAGCCACAAAGGUCGGAGAUCGCAGAGAGACAUAUGUUCCGGCAAAGGAAGCAAAGGCAAGGGGAGAUAGUGAGUGAUUAUUUGAAAAGUCUAAAACAUCUCGCCAAACAUUGCAAUUUUCGGGAUUCUUUGGAGGUAAAUUUGAGAGACCAGUUUGUUUCUGGCCUUCAAAGUGAAGAUAUGAGGUCACGAUUGUUUGCCGAGCGGAACAUCGAUUAUAAGCGAGCAAUAGAACUCGCAUUGGCGCUCGAGGCAGCGGAGAGACAUGCAGCGGAGGCAGCGUCCGGGGCGAGUUCCAGCGCCAUCUCGGAAGGGCUGCAUCGCAUCAGAUCCUCACCAGCGCGCGCGGAGCGCGGGCGCAUGAAACGGCGCGAGGGAGCGGGUGGCGUGCAGGCAGACGCGGCGGCCAGGGCCGGUGCGCUGAGCCUCGAGGGCUCACGGCGCGGCUGCUGGCGUUGCGGGCGCAGCGGGCAUCCGCCGUCCCGGUGCCGCUACAAGUUCUACAGCUGUGAUUCGUGUGGGCAGAGGGGCCACCUGAAGGUCGUGUGCGGUAAUGUUGAUAAGUGUAGUGAUGCGGUUAUACAGAAAAACACAAAAGGUCAG